GUAUCAGAGGUGUCACGACGAGGAUGGAACGAAGCUUCAAAGGUAUUAAACACAGGAGGGUCAGGAGGAACUCUGGCCUUAACUGGGAGUUCUGGGGGGCCACAUGAACGCUCCUCACUUCUCCUGGGUCCUGGAGAUGGUUAUCAGCGCCUUGAUAAUGCGAGGAAGGAAGGUGCUCAGACUGAAAUGGGCCUUGACCUUGAUCCUGAACAUACUACCAGGAAUAGUGAACUAACGUCUGAGGAUGACUCCAGCUUAUGGGAGAAGGGGAGAUCAAGCGAUGGCUGGGGUGAUGACAACUGGAGCAACGACUGGGGAAGUGGGAACAACAGCUUAACAACUUCUCCCACUCAAGGGGGAAGAAAAUCAGCUACGCCUUCCCCUAAUGCCCGUGCCUCCAAAACAAAUUCACACAGCAGCAGUAGUGGAAAGAUCAAGUCGUCAAAGAGCAAGGAGAGUUCUCAGGAGCAGCAGCUGUUAGUGGACCUUGGCAACGACAGCGGCAACAACAGCAAAGGACACACGUGGGACAAUUGGGAUGACGAUUGGGAGAAGGUCGAUGGACAGUGAAACCACUUUGAGACUUCAGAAUUAGUUCAUAAGAUUCCAAAAAGAAAUCAUAUAUACAUAUAUAUAUAUAUAUAUAAAUGUGUGUGGUUUUCAUAUCUUGCAAUUUAAUUUUUUGCAGUCACCAUUGAGCUGCAGUUAUCAUUGAUUAUUUGUACUAUAGAAGAGCUCCUGAGAAGGCAAAGCUCAUGAGAUCUUAGAUUAUCUUUAUGUAAGUCAAGUUGUCUUAGAUCUAUUGCAGUCCUUGAUUUGUUCAUAUUUUUAGGCAUUUUGCUUCAAUGGUUCAAUCAAGAAAGAAGAAAAAAAAAAAAAUGGAGGGGCAAAACUAAAAUCCAAUUAACAUGGGGUAAGCACCAACUUAACAAUGAAUUGAAGAAUGUUUAUUGAUAUUUUAGUUUGUAUGAAGGAUCUACAGGUGAUAUUUGAGGAAAGAUAGUAUUGUGCUUCUAUGUGAGGAAGAUUAAAGAUGAAAAUUGUGCUGUUUAUUGAGAUAAGAAAAGAUAAUCAUUUAUUAUUAAAGGUAGAUUUUAAAAUAACUUCGUUUUUAAAAUGGAGACAUUUAUACUAUCUGUAUUGAUAACAAGAUGAGGAAACCCAUUGUAUAUUUUAUGGUUAUAGAACAAGGAUGUUUUACUCUUAGUUUAUAUAUAUUUUUUUUAGAUUUUGUCUGUGUAUUAUGUUUUUUGACAGUUAAAAAAGUAAUACUUCCUGUAGUGAUUUUUUUCAUAUAAUCUGUUUCUUCCCAGUAUUAAAUUGUCUGAUCACACUUUUUUUAUUUGAUUUUGUGGUAGCAAAUAUAUAAUUUUUGAUAAUAGGUUUCCAGGGAAAUUGGUCUUUUGAUUAUUACCACUUUUGUUUGACUUGAGAAUUUUAAUAUUCCAUUAUUCUUUAUCAAAGAAAUAAUUUCUUUCACAUCUGUUGAAGAAAAUGAGAAUGGAACUUCUGUCACAGAUUCUCGGUUUGGUGGCAAGAUUGAUGUAUUCCAGCCUCAUUUCCUUCAUCCACUUCAGCUGCCCAGUCAGUAACAGUACUCAUUGUUCACAAGACAAACAGGCAAAAAGAAAAAAAAAAAAAAAAAAAAAAAAGGAUUGUUGGUGGUGACGGCAGUUUGGUUGAUUAGCGAGACACUUUGCUUUCCAUACAUUGCUUUUCAUACAUUAUUUCAUACAUUAUAAGUAUAUACUGAAAGCUUAUUUGAAAUUAUGGCAUACCAGUGAGAGGACUUCAUUUCAGGAAACUCUUGGCAUAUAAUUUAUAUGAUUCUUUGGGUUUAACAGGCUUUUUUUAAGGGUGUAAUGUGUUUGCUAAAAUGCAUCUUAUCUUUCUAUAGUCUGCAUCUAAAUGGCAUACAAUCUAAUUUUGUAUAUGAAUGGCUGAUCUCUGAGCAAUUGUCUGCAGGGACUAACGCAACAGGUGGAUGAUUAAGAUUUCUUAUGAUUUUAUGCCUAAGAUUUGUUUGCAGUGUACCAUUUUUAUUCACAUAACUUCUGUCUAUCACAUCUUCCUUUCAAGUUUUAGUUUCUGGUUUAUUUACCUUGUUGACCUGAGAAUUAUUGGGUCUGUUACUGAAAAAGUGAUACUACCCAUGGAAAUACCAGUUUUUGACAGUGAGUAUGCUACUAAUGAGUGAAUAGAAGAUAAACCAUAACAAUAUUUGAAUACUGUGGACUUUUAUAUUUGACAACAAGAGAUUGAAUAUGAAAUAUGUAAUGUAAACAUCUAGACCUAUAACAAACUCACAAAAGAAAAUUUUGAGAAUGAUAAUCAAAGCUCAAGUUGAUCCUUGAAGGGGAUAAUAAUCACAGUGUACAUGAGAAAGAUUGCAGGUGCAAAAUGAUGCUCAGGAACAAAGUUUUACAAAUAACUAUGAAGAAAAGACAGGUAUGUUGAAGAGAGACCAUGUUUUGUAUUUCAGUUCAAGUAGACUUUUCAGGAAAAUGUUAAUUUGUGUAGUCAUAUUUUUUCUUCCCUUUUUGGCUGUAGUUAUAUUAUUAUCUUGUUUUAUAUCAGAUAAUUGCCUAUAACUUUCUUUGCUUGACAGUUUUGAUAUUUCAAAGGAUUUUAGGAAGGGAAUGAAUAUUGAAAAGAUUUUGCCCAAGUAUAUUGACAUUGUACUUGUAGAGAAACAAGUAUUCCAGUGGAACUAUUUGUUUUCAGAGCAUUAAAACCAAUAGAAAUCAGGUUUAUAGCCACAGACCUUUUAACCCAGUGUACUUUUCUUUUGUGAUUUCUGUUUGCUAAUUGAUGGCCUCCCAAGUGCUCAGCCACCAAUACUGCCAAUUUCUCCUUUUAUUUUUUUUCCCCCUAAGGCUUUCAAUAUCAAAUUCUGUUGUUAAUGUUGACAUUGUUAUUAUUAUAUCUUAUUAAUACUAAGCAACAAAAUAAGUUUAAAGAAUAUUUCUGAAAAUCAAGGAAAAUGUGUUUAUUAUUUAUUUGGCAGCAUAUACAAAAUAUAGCAUAGGGUGGGGCUUGGGGACGAAGCCUCCAAGAUAAGAUAUUUUGGUUCAGUAAGCAGAUGUUUAUGGAUUCCCAGGAUGAUCAGUCGUCAAAAUAAACAAAUUACAAUAAUGCUGUGUGAUCUUUGAAGUCUGGUACAAGUAUUGUGGCAAAAAGGGUAAAUAUGAAUUAACAUUUGGAUUAGUGGACAGAAGGGGAUAAAGAGAAGGAAAAGGACAGAGGGAGAAGAAAACACCCUGCAGAAUCAAUGGAGAGGAGGGACGAGGUUCAAAGCAGGGGUGAUCCCUACAUUAGGCCUCAGUCUCUGCCUCCUAAGCCCCCCACGGCAACAACUAUCAAGGGAAUUGGGGGGGAGGGGGAUCAAGGAAAGGGUAAAAGGUGAGGAUUAGUCAUCGACUCCUUGGCGACUAAACACUUGUGGAGCUGUCUGUUCAAAGGCAAUAAAGAAACAAAAAGAUAUAGUGGGUCUGUCAUCUAUUUGUGCUAUCUCAUCAACAUUGGGUUAAUUGUGAAGAUUAGAUUACUUUAUAUGGUUACAUUUUAGGGUUUCUUUGCUCUACCAUUACUUUAUGCUAGAUAUUAUGAGAUGUGAAACAAAGCAGCAUGUGUGUUCUCUUAAAUUAGUUAUGCUUGGCCAACACAUAUCUGCAAAGGCACUUCUAUGGAUUACUGAGAAUUUUUUUUUUCUUUUCUCUACCAAGAUGAAAAAAAAAAAAAAAAAAAAAAAAUAUUGAUACCAAGAAUUUUUCUGAAUGUGUACUUUGGUAUUAUUUGGAAUAUCUGAAUGAAAUUAGUAACUUCAGUUGUUAAUGAUGAGUAGUGGUAUAAAAAGGGUCCAGAUGUAUACAGUGUCAUCUAUUAAAAGAAUAGACCAACUAAAUAUUCCUUUUUUUUUUUUUUUUAGGGAAAAUGAAGAUUAAUAUAUGCCACUGUCUUCAUGGCACAAUGGACACAGCAUUUACUAAAACAAAGGAAUAUACAUAUAUUUCUUUUAUCUGUCUUCCUUGAUGUUCAUUAUCUAUUAUUUAAUAUUCCAAUAUAAUUCCAUAUAUUAUAACUCAGUUUUGCUUUACUGUGGGCACAUGAUUUGCAUAUUUCUGAACUUUUUUUUUUUUUAGUACUUUGAGUCCCUCAAGUUUGCAUGUUUGGUUAUGGGAAUGUAUACCUGUACACAGAAGCAUUUUGUAAACUGCUAGAUUACCACAAAGUCUGAUUAUCGUUCUGAUUGUACCCAUAACAACAGCUGAGCAUACAUAGGGAAUAAUCACCGACAUGGUCACCAAGAAUAGCUGUGACAGAUUUAUAAUCCCCAAAUUGUUUGUUUUAUCUAGUUGAGUUACUGGUUAAUACCAAUAUAUUAUAGAUCAAUUAUUAUUAUUAUUAAUAGUAAUGAUGUUAUUACAUUUUGGGCAUUUAUUGAUAAUAUUCAGAUGCUGGAAAUUUAUGGAGCAAUGGAAGAAAAGGAUUCCAACUUUGUACUGGGGUACUAAUUGUGUUCAUUGAAAUUUUCCUGUUUCACCUUUCUGGUCUUAGUGUAAGCUUGACAGUAAUAUCAUGCAUGUAUUUCUUUACUUGUAUCUGUGUAUGUGUUCCUACUGUGCUGGUGACAUAGAAAUUGGAAACAGGAUUGCAUGUUCGUAGAGAAAAUGCACAUGACUGUGCACUGCAAUUGCUAUUGCGGCACUUCUGUGAAAAAGCUUCCAGCAAAAAAGGUUUAUCCUAUUGUACAUUUUGAAGUUCAAGCUAUUACAUUUAAAAACCAUGUAUAUGCACAAAGUAGUGCAGGUGUGAUUUUUAACCUUUUAUCCUGCAUAGUGAAAUUGUAUGAUAAUAAAUAGAGGGUUAUCUGUCAUAUAAGGCCGUCCUACGCCCAUUGUUUAGAUCUCUAUAAAAAAAAAUUCUUUUGUUUUGAUUUAUAGUAUCACAACUAGUAUGGUCAUAGAAUGGGGAUAAUAUUUACAUACUUGAACUCACACCUUUUGAGUUGCUAAUUGUGUAUUUUACUGUUUGUUAUAUGAUGCUGUCUGGCUGACACACCAAGAGCAGAUUUAUGAUGUAGCAUCUUUUUUGCUACUGGAAAAUUUAGUGCAAGACUAGAUUUUAAAAAAAAAAGUGUAUUCAAAGAAGAAGUGAUGUAACAAACACUGUUGCAAUAUAACAUGAAUAUUAAACUUCUCAAGAGCUACUUUAUGUAUCUAAGGAAAAUCUGCAGCUAUUUAAAUGCAACUUUCCUUACUUGCCGAAUAUUAAGCCUAAUGAAUGGUAAAUGGUAAAAAGAAAGAAGAAAAAAAUUGUGCUAGACAUCAAAGGUCAUAUAGCACUAUAGGAAAGUAUAGUAGUAAAAAGGAAAGCUUAAUGAAUUCAUAGUACUGAAUGUGAACUUUUCCUAUUAAUGAAGUAUAUUUGUUUUAUGAUAACCUUACUUUUAGUUAUGAUCAUAAUGACAUGCUUUGUAAAAUACAUAGCUCAGGAGUGAACAGCAUAAGGGGCUUGAUAUUCUUUAGUAAAUUCCUCAGAAUGUAUUUCUAUAUUUUGUGUCUAUGAUCUGUGUCUGUGUUUUAGGAGGAUAGGAAUCAUCAUAUAUCAUUGUAUAUCAUAAUAUAUUCACCUAUAUUUUGUGUAGACAGUUAAUAAUACAUUACAAGAAGUGCACGGUGUCAAUUUUGUGUGUGAAAUAUUUGCUGGUUGGCAACGAUAAGGUCUACUCUUUUACCCCCCCCCCCCCCAGCUUUGUACCUCAAAUAAUACUAUUUUCAGGCUUUUAGCAGUUGUUUUCUUGUAUCUUAAGAUUCCAUCAGUCACUAAUAUAUAACCUUACUUUUUUCUUUUUCUUUCUUUCUUUUUCUUUUAGGAUUCAUGGUAUUUUGAAAGGUUUCUUAUGUUAAAGUAACCGAGAGGUAAGUGUUUAUUGAAGCAAAUUAACAGGAAAAUGUAUGAUAAAUUAAGUUUUUAUAAUAUUGUCAAUGAUUUUUAAUUGGCUAGAAUGCUCUUAGAACUGAUAAAAAGUAUAUUCAAUAGUAUAUACUCAAGGCAAGUGCGAUCUGCUGCAGAAUUUACACUAACAAACACUCUUUUGGGUAUAAUAGCAUGUGAAAUAUGAAAAUUUGUCUGCAGUUGCUCACAUGGUUGUGCUUUAUGCAAAUGAAAUGUUAUGCUCUGCUAAAUGCUAUGCUCUGCUAAAUGCUAUUUCAAGUGGAGCUGAUGAACAGGGUGGUUGCAGAACACAUCUUGCUUUCUUACUUGCCUCAUAAUAAAAAGCUUGGAAUGCAGUGUGUAGUUUAAGAGUGAAUGAAAAGUUACACAUUGCAUGCCUUUAAUAACUUUUCAGACCUAUGAUAAAUUUGCCUCCUCUGCAUAUAAAUGAUAACAUACAGAGUAUUCUGCUGGUUUGUGCAACUCGAAAAGGCUGACUUGUUUUGGAGUCGGCGCCUGCCUAUGAUAAAUUAUAGCUUUUCUAACUUUGAUACAUAUCUGGUAAUUUUUAUAAAAACUAGAAUGAACUGAACUCAUGAAAGCAGAGCAGAAAUGAAAUACUUUAUAAUGUGUGUUCUGGUGCCAUGUUCCAGCUGUGUCAUGUGCCAUAGUUCAUAUUUAGAUCUUCAUAUUUUCCAAAAGUGUAAAACCAGGUCUUGAUGAAAUAAGCCUAAAGGGUAUUGUACUUAAAUUUGGAUAUAUAAGAAAGAAAAAAGUUCUUUGCUUGGACCACUUCACACACAAUUUUCGAGUGAAAUGUAUACAUGGUUAUAGGUGAACUUGAAGUGCAAGAUGUAUGAAUUUACUAAUUCUCUAAGUAUCAAGGAAGAUAUGACAUCUUCUACUAACAUUAAAAUUCUAAGGUAUUAUGUCUUUAAGUUAAAUCUGUGGGUAGAACUCAAAGGAACUGCAUAUUUUGCUGACUCUUGAAAUCCAAAAUUCUAUACAAAGAAAUAAGUUAAUCAAAUACUGUCAGAAGAUACUUCGUUCAUUCUGCUCUGAAGCAUUUUGUACUGGUAAUGGUCUGCCGUACAUGGUAUUUAACUUGUUUACUAGACCUAUCUAUAUGUAAUUAUUAAAGUUUAUUUUCAUAUUCUAAACACUAUCUGGAUGAUUAUAUCUUAUGAAGUCGUGCUUUUAUUUCUUGCUUUAACUUUAAAUUAUGAAAUAUUUAAUAAAGAAUAAUGACAAA
Molecule: messenger RNA, 7189 nt
Organism: Penaeus monodon (black tiger shrimp)
Lineage: Eukaryota; Metazoa; Arthropoda; Malacostraca; Decapoda; Penaeidae
Product: ADP-ribosylation factor GTPase-activating protein 1-like
Biological process (GO): regulation of ARF protein signal transduction; regulation of endocytosis
Cellular component (GO): Golgi membrane
Molecular function (GO): GTPase activator activity
Source: RefSeq, a predicted model, not a curated record